AUGCACGCCGUCACUCUCACAACUCUUCUGGCCGCGGCCUUGAGUGUUGAGGCCAGCCCUCUCCAGCAAGUCAAGCGCGCUCUUAUCGGCCGUAUUCCCGAUGGUGCUCAUGAGAUUGAGCACAAGUUCCAGCCUGUCACUGAUUUCGACACUGACGGCUGCUACUACACUUCAGCCAUUGACCAGGACGGUAACACCAACCGUGGUCUAGGCCAGAAGGAUGUCUUUGCCAAGGGCCUUGCUGCUGAUUGCCGUAACAAUGACCGCCUCGAGAACAACAAUCUCUACAGCCGAAAGCGGUGUAACAAUGGCUGGUGUGCUAUCAUGUACGAGUACUACUUCGAGAAGGACCAGAUUGUCUGGGGCUCCAUCGGCGUCGGUCCUGGCAAUGGCCACACCCACGACUGGGAGAACAUUGUUGUCUUUGUUCAAGGCGAGGAUGUCAAGCGAGUCGCUCCCUCUUGUCACGGCAAAUACGACCACGCCACUAACGAGCCUCGUCUCGAUGGCCAGCGCGCCAAGGUUGUCUACCACAAGGACAAGGGCGAGACCCACUGCUGGCGCAUGGCCAACGAGGCCGACGAUGGCAUCGAGAACUUCACUGGCCAGUGGUUCAUUGGAAACCUUGUUGGCUGGGACAAUUGGCCCGUUGUCAACGGCCGAUCUCUCCGAGACACCCUCUACGAUGCUUGGAAUGGUGGAAUCGGACCCAAGUUCUGGGACAAGGACGAUAGCUUCACCAACACUCUCCGCAAGGCUGCUGGUGAUGGUGCCCCUGGCUUUGACCCUGCUGUUGACGAGUAA
Messenger RNA from Fusarium sp. VM40, 804 nucleotides. Lineage: Eukaryota; Fungi; Ascomycota; Sordariomycetes; Hypocreales; Nectriaceae. The record is from the annotation of a GenBank genome assembly.